This is a messenger RNA of Drosophila busckii, 974 nucleotides long. It is a transcript of the gene Unc50, whose product is annotated as protein unc-50 homolog. The record is from RefSeq and is a predicted model, not a curated record. Gene Ontology annotation, cellular component: Golgi membrane. NCBI's taxonomy places the organism in Eukaryota, Metazoa, Arthropoda, Insecta, Diptera, Drosophilidae. The coding region runs from base 55 to 882 and encodes 275 amino acids. The transcript is spliced from 3 exons.
AAGAAAGAUGCAAAAAGUUUACGUUUACAAUAUUUAGUUUUUAAAUCCACGAAAAUGAGUCAAUAUAGUCACGUCAAGUAUUCGACAUCGCCGACGCCCUCUGUGGUGUCAGGCUAUUCGAGCGCAUCGCGGAUAAACUCCCCUUUGCCUCCUCCUGUGGGCUAUCGCAAGGAUUGUCUCUCGGCAACAUCAAAAAGCUACAAAUAUCUGAGACGUCUGCUAAAAUUCAACCAAAUGGACUUUGAGUUUGCUCUCUGGCAAAUGAUCUACUUAUUUAUAGCGCCCCAGAAGGUAUAUAGAAACUUUAACUACAGGAAACAAACCAAAUCUCAAUUUGCGCGCGACGAUCCCGCAUUUCUAGUGCUCUUGGUCAUUUGUCUAUGUGUAACCUCACUGGGCUUUGCAUAUGUGCUGGGUCUGACUUUCUGGCAAAGCAUAUCCUUCAUAUUUUACGUGGUUUUCGUUGAUUGCAUAUUUGUUGGCAUUAUAAUUGCAUCAUUCUUUUGGGCUGUGACAAACCGCUUCUUGCGCACCAACAGUCUGGAGCCAGACAUUGAAUGGGGAUACGCUUUUGAUGUGCAUCUCAAUGCCUUUUUUCCGCCUCUGAUGCUGCUGCAUUUUAUUCAGCUAUUCUUCUACAAUUGGCUAAUAAGUCAGACUUGGUUUAUAUCGCGGUUUCUGGGAAACUCUUUUUGGCUAAUGGGCAUGAGUUAUUACGUGUACAUCACGUUCCUGGGCUAUAACUGCAUUCCACAUCUGAAGAAUACGCGCAUCAUACUCAUCGCUUUGCCUAUAAUUUUUCUGCUGUACCUAGUCGUCACAAUCAUAGGCUGGAAUGCAACAAUUUCAUUUAUAAACUUUUAUAAAUAUCGUGUAUAUUGAUGAGCGUGUGACAUAAAUUGUAAAUUAUUUUUGCUUAUAAGCUACUAGGCACACCCCCUACCAUAUGAUUAACUUAUAAAAUAUAGUAGCAU